Molecule: messenger RNA, 1562 nt
Organism: Onychostoma macrolepis
Lineage: Eukaryota; Metazoa; Chordata; Actinopteri; Cypriniformes; Cyprinidae
Product: Galectin-related protein A-like
Exons: 4
Coding region: 190-567 (125 amino acids)
Molecular function (GO): carbohydrate binding
Source: RefSeq, a predicted model, not a curated record
CGUGACAGCUAUUGUCCUCGCGCUUGAAACGCAACACCUGCACGACUAAACUAAAACCUUUCGCGACAGAGAAAAGCAUGACAGAUAAGGGGAACAUCCGAAACCAUUAGAUAUUUGAAUGACGGUAAAGCACUAUUCCUGCAGGAGGAGGACUAUGUUGGGGAGAUCAAAGGGGGUCUACGGCCGACCAUGAGGCUGGUAGUGAUGGGUAUUGUUCACAAGCAGCCCAAAAGUAUGGUAGUGUUAGUGGCAUGCCAAUCUAAAGGAGAGGGGGAUGAGGAAAUCGAGGGUGAUGUGGGUCUAGAGUUGAAGGUGAACUUUUCAGAAAAGGCUGUGCUUCGUAACGCUCGUCUGUCAGGAAAGUGGGGCGCUUCAGAAACCGCCCUGUCUUUCUUCCCCUUUGCUCCAGGAGAAUCCUUUAAGAUGGAGAUUGUGUGCGAGCACCAGCAGUUCCGUAUUCUGGUGGAUGGGCAGCCGUUGUGUGGUUUCACUCACAGACUGACUCAGCUCGCAUCUCUCACUGCUCUCAGAGUCCAUGGAGACCUACAGCUCACCAAAGUGGCUUGAGCAAGCGAAGAAUUGUCUGCCAUGAUGACAUAGACUUUUCAUAGAAGCAGCUUAGCUGAGGUUUUAGAAUCCUGAGCGUACUGUACACAAUUGUCUUAAAGUUCCAGAACUCCCUCAGUUCAUUUAAAAUAUUUAGAGCUCAAUUCAGUUGGGUAUGUGUUUGUUUUGGUAGGCUAAUUGGCCGUUUUGUAAAGUUUCUCCAGUGAUUUUUAUUUGUAGUGGCAAAUGAGGCUGUUCAGUUUGAAAUGGUUUUGCGUUUGUUUGGAAUCUCUGAAGAAGCUGUGUUACCUCACGUGCAACCAGCUUUAAUCAAUCCAGAUAGCAUAAAAAUUCUAAUUAAGAACGAUUUUCUAUAAACUAGCUCAGACAGAAGAUUUCUUUCACAUAGUUUUUAUAAUACAUAAUGUACUAUCUUUUUUGUUUGCUUUUGAUUAGAAAUUUUGUUUCUUUGGCUCUUUGAUACAGAAGCAAAAGUGCCUUCAUUUGUUCCAUUAGAUGCAAAUAUACAGUAGAGAACUUUGGGUGUUUUUGUAGCAGUAAUUGUUGUAUUUCAAAUUCACUUGCAUUUACACAUUUGGCAGAUGCUUUUAUCCAAAGCAACUUACAUUGCAUUCAAGGUAUACAUCAGUUCCUGCAUUCUCUUAAUCAAACCCAUAAUCUUGACGUUGAUAGACAUUCUCUAGAGUUUGAGAUACAGGAAUGUUUUUUGUUUGCCUGUCUAAAAAAUUAGUUAAAUCAUUCCAACAGAGCAGAAUAACUGAGAAUUAUAAGUGAAACAUUUUUUGUUUAUCCUGUGUUCAUUUGAAUGUACUGUAGAACAGUUUUGAUGGCAUUAGGAACCUAAGGAUUCAUAACUGACACCCGAAUGUUCACUUUAAAAUGCAAUUCCCUGCGAUUGUAUUGGUUUGAAGAAAAAGGACUCAAAGUCCAUCUGAAGCCUGUACUUGGUGCUGUCAACCUACACACUUAAUGCUGCAAAUGAAGCAUGUAUUAAA